Messenger RNA from Lycium barbarum (goji berry), 886 nucleotides. Its product is annotated as pollen allergen Sal k 5.0101-like. The record is from RefSeq and is a predicted model, not a curated record. The coding region runs from base 81 to 614 and encodes 177 amino acids. The transcript has 2 exons. NCBI's taxonomy places the organism in Eukaryota, Viridiplantae, Streptophyta, Magnoliopsida, Solanales, Solanaceae.
CCUCAAUUACAGAGUUCCUCACUUUCCUCUUAAAAAAAUUGCCACAUACAAAAAGAAAUAAUAAAACAAGAAAAUAAAAAAUGACAAAAUCCGGUGAAAUUAUUCUAAUUGUCAGUGCAGUUUGUUUGUUUUCCCUCUUUGGGGUAAUUCAGGCUGAGGCAGAAGCUCCGACUCAGACUCAAACUCAGUUCCAUGUGGAAGGAAAAGUAUAUUGUGAUUUUUGCCGUGCUUUAUUCGAAAACAGGCUUAGCAAGCCCAUGCCAGAUGCCAAGGUGCGAUUGCAGUGCAGGAACCAAACGGACGACACCGUCACCCUGACGGUCGAGGGCCAGACCGACGAGCGUGGGGUCUACAGCCUCCUCGUGGAACGCGACCACGAGGAUGAGAUCUGCGAGAUGAUACUCAUGAAGAGUAGCAUGGAUGAUUGUACUGAAAUUCCAAAUGAAGGUCAUGCAAAAGAAUCAGCAAGAAUUACUAUCACUAACAAUAAUGGCAUGUCUGAGACUACUCGCCAUGCAAACCCUUUAUUCUUCUUGAAGAAAGAAGCUUCCCCAGAAUGUGAUGAAGUCUUUAAGGAACUCGAAUUAUUGCCUGAAGAAAUUAAUAAAUCUUAAUUAAUUUUACUUGUAGUUCAAGAAACAAGCUGGAUCUCAACUCCAGGUAUCUGAACCGAAUUUUACUUAUAUACAUUGAUAGUGUAAUGAAAUAUUUACACAACCAGCAGGUCAACCAUAAGAUAUUUACAAGUAGGAUUUAAGUCAUGCGCACAACAGUGCAAUGAAUUUUGAUACUUCUAAUGUAAUUUAACCUCUUAUAGCAGGUUUAUUACAAUUUGUUGUAUGUUACCAAAUGAAUACAUAUGGAAUAAAGUUACCUACAAUUACAU